UAUUGAUAAACCAAUAGCUACUGUAAGUCAUGUUAUAUUUGAUUUUGACGGCACACUUGUGGACACUGAGAUGUGGGGUUUGGACAACUUGAACGUCCUAUUGAAACCAUUGGACAAACAGUAUAGCCUGGAGUCCUAUAGACCAAAGCUCGGUAUGCAUGUUAUCAAACGGUGUGAACUAAUUGUAUCGGAUUUGGUACUACCCUAUACUGCCCAUCAGCUCCUCGACAAAUGGCUUAAUCAAUGCAUAACUACUGUAACUGAUAUCCAACUGAUGCCCGGAGCCGAACGAUUAGUAAAACAUUUGUCACAAAAUGAAAUCCCGAUGGCUAUUGGAUCGGCGGGAAAGAAACGUGAGUUUAUGGCCAAAAGUGCACACUUUGGCGAUUUGUUUGCCACAGGAAAGUACUUCCGACACAUAGUACACGGCGAUGACCAGGGAGUCGAAAAACUUAAACCCGAACCCGAUGUGUUCAAUGUGUGUAACUCGGCUUUCAAUCCCGUACCCGAUCCGCAAAAUGUAUUAGUUUUCGAGGACAACCUAAUCGGCAUUACUGCUGCCAAUAAGGCCGGUAUGCGGACAGUACUGGUCAACGACCAGCGAUUUUAUUCAGCAAAUCAAUGGUCAGACAGCGGCCUAAAUAUCGACUUAAUUAUCAACAGUUUAGAUGAAUUUGAACCGCAAUUGUUUGGUUUGCCGUCAUUUAUAUAGAAUUAUCAUUUAAUUAUAAUCAAUCGUUUAUUUAAUUUGCUAACUAUUUGUAUAAUUAUAUAUAAAAAAUUAUAAAAACA
Molecule: messenger RNA, 792 nt
Organism: Oppia nitens
Lineage: Eukaryota; Metazoa; Arthropoda; Arachnida; Sarcoptiformes; Oppiidae
Product: pseudouridine-5'-phosphatase-like
Exons: 1
Coding region: 71-712 (213 amino acids)
Molecular function (GO): phosphatase activity
Source: RefSeq, a predicted model, not a curated record